CAGAAGUCACGUCAUUCAAAAAUAUUUUCGCUUGGUUUGGUGAUCAAAAAAAUAUAAUUUAUCAAUAAAAUCUUGAGAUAACAUUUUGCAAAACCAAUGAAUACGAUUUGAAAUACACGAUGAAGAUAACUAUAAAAAAAUUGCAAGGCGGUGAAUGUACUUUGGAGGUUCUACCAACAACAUGUAUCUCUGAAAUCAAACGACAAAUAUCAGAAAAGCUGAAAAUUCCUGUCGAGGAACAAAAGCUCUUACUACUUGGGCGAACGUUAACCGAUGAACAAACUGUACAGUCUUAUCCAACAAUAAAAGAUGGUUCAAAACUUAAUCUAGUUGUUAAGAAACCAGAUGGUUUAUAUGAGGCAUCGAUUAAAUAUUUCAAGAAACUGGGAAUGUCGGAUGCUGAAGCAGUUAACAAGGCGCAUCGUCUCCUAAAAGUAGUACAGGAUAAGUUCAAUAAAUUAUCUUGGGACGACAUUGACAGGUUAUCAAUGGACUGUCUGUUGGAUGAAAGGGGAUGCCGCCCGAUGGUGCAACGGGAUCUAGAUAACAAUGACAUGUUCAGCUUGUGACACUGCUACUAUAGGUCACAUGCCUAUCUGUAUCAGUAAUACGAAUUUAAAAAUAAAUUUUUGAUGAAUUAACAAACAUUCUAUUAAGCAAAACUUUUAAGCUUUUUCUUGUUGUUUUCAAUUUAAAUAAGUGUGCAAUUAAUAAAUGAUAAAAUUCAUUAACAUACUCCCUUAGUUUCCUAUAGGCAAACAAGACAGUAGAGUAUAAUGGAAAGCAAUGCUCCUUUUAUUUAAUCAAAAUGACACCUCUAAUUUUGAUCACCUGAUAUGUAUUUAUAUUGUUUGUAAUCUUUACGCUUUCAUGUUCAUUUGUGUAGUGAUGGUUGUUUUACUUUAAGUGUGGUGUAAAUAUUUUUCAUGUCCUUUCAUUAGUAUAA
Ostrinia furnacalis (Asian corn borer) is the source of this 946-nucleotide messenger RNA. RefSeq names its product ubiquitin-like protein 4A. The transcript is spliced from 2 exons. Gene Ontology annotation, molecular function: protein-folding chaperone binding. Gene Ontology annotation, cellular component: BAT3 complex. NCBI's taxonomy places the organism in Eukaryota, Metazoa, Arthropoda, Insecta, Lepidoptera, Crambidae. Gene Ontology annotation, biological process: tail-anchored membrane protein insertion into ER membrane; post-translational protein targeting to endoplasmic reticulum membrane. The coding region runs from base 120 to 569 and encodes 149 amino acids. The record is from RefSeq and is a predicted model, not a curated record.